UCCAGCAUCGCUCAGCAGUGCCGGGGCAGCAGCAUGCGGGCCGUGCUGGUGCUGUGUGUGGCCCUGAGCCUGGCAGCGAGAACGGGGGCUGAGGAUGGGUGCGGUGGCCCCGAGGCCCCAUCCUUGACCCACAGCAUCCCCGCGCCCCAGAUGAGUGCCGAGGAGCGGCUCUCGCCCCACAUGCCCGAGGCCCUGCGCUGCGACGCGUGCCACGCCAUCGCCUUCCAGCUGGAGGGCUGGCUGAGCCACGCGGAGGCGAAGCAGGGCAGGAAGGCGCUGAGCGAGUCGGACUACAUGGAGGUGCUGGAGCAGAGCUGCUCGCAGGACUGGGAGCUUUACGGCGUGCAGGAGCUGAGAGGGGAGCGGCGGCUGAUGGGGCCAGGGUUACCGGGACAGGAGGCGAUGAGCGUGGCAAUGAUGGGGGGCCCGUGGCCGGGCAGGCUGGCCAAGAUGUGCCACAGCCUCGUGGGUGAGCUCGGCGAGGAGCAGCUGUACGGAGCACACCGACGGGGCCCCACCGCGCUGCGGGAGCUGCUGUGCCACGGCGAGAAGGGGCCCUGCGCCCACCUGGGGAGGAGCAAGGCAGGGGGCUCGGCCCCCCCCAAGGUGCUGCAGAAUGAGCUGUAGCCAGCGGCCUUCGCGUGCCGUCACUGCGGAUGGUUAAUGCUUAAUGCCCGAUGACCUUUGGAGCCAAGCGUGCACUGGAGCGCCGGACACACGCAGGAGGUGGCACUGCCACCACGCCGGGGACGCCGCGCUGCUGCUGCCACCAGCCCCGUCCCAGCACCGCGUCUGUUUGCACUCAUGGGGACAUCCCCGGUGGCACCCGUGCCCCAACCCCGCUGUUACUCUGUAACCCUCCACCUUAAUGUUUGACCGAAGUGGCGCGGGCGGCGGUGCCAGCCCUAAUUAAAGCAGUUAAUCGCUCA
Molecule: messenger RNA, 929 nt
Organism: Numida meleagris (helmeted guineafowl)
Lineage: Eukaryota; Metazoa; Chordata; Aves; Galliformes; Numididae
Gene: MZB1
Product: marginal zone B and B1 cell specific protein
Exons: 4
Coding region: 34-627 (197 amino acids)
Biological process (GO): regulation of B cell proliferation
Cellular component (GO): endoplasmic reticulum chaperone complex; extracellular region
Source: RefSeq, a predicted model, not a curated record